AUGCAGAGAGGAGUGGAUAAGCCGGUGGAAGACAUCAACAAGAUCAAGUCCAACCCGCAGGGCGGCAAGGCGUUCGGGCGGCAGCUCAAGGUGCAGGAGAGCGACCUGGACAGGAUCGGCGCCGAGUUCAAGCGGCACAACACGCACGUCGAAGAUGAGCUUCUGGAGAAGUACAAGCAGAAGUUCAUGCUCUACGACCGCAACCACAACGGCGAGCUGGGCCUGGACGAGGUCAAGUUCAUGAUGGAGAAGCUGGGCCAGCCCAAGACCCACCUCGAGCUCAAGAAGAUGAUUGCGCAGGUUGACAAGACAGGCUCUGGCACCAUCGAGUACGUCGAGUUUUUGGAGAUGAUGUUUGGCAAGAGCAACAGCAUCCUGCGCACCAUCCUCAUGUUCGAAGACAUGGCCAAGGAGAAGGAAGCGCCCAAGGGGCUCCCUCCGCGCCGCUCCCUCGCUGACCUCCCCUGA
Molecule: messenger RNA, 468 nt
Organism: Acanthamoeba castellanii str. Neff
Lineage: Eukaryota; Discosea; Longamoebia; Acanthamoebidae
Exons: 2
Coding region: 1-468 (155 amino acids)
Biological process (GO): ruffle assembly; actin filament bundle assembly
Cellular component (GO): ruffle membrane; actin filament
Molecular function (GO): calcium ion binding; actin filament binding
Source: RefSeq, a predicted model, not a curated record